CCUCAGUAACACUGCGAGGGAGGCUAAAUAGAGCAGUGAGCUUCAUGGUGGAGCAGGGGUUGGGAUUUGGUUUCUCCAAGGCUUGCUAGGUGCCUGUGUGCCCUCACUCUUGCAAGCUUCUUCCCUGCAGGUUUCAGCCAUGUGGCUCUACCUGGCUGCCCUGCUGGGGCUUUACUUCCUUCGCCGGUGGUACCAGGAGAGACAGACAGUGGAGAACCUGACGGAGAAAUAUGUCUUCAUCACGGGGUGUGACUCUGGCUUUGGAAACCUACUUGCCAGGCAGCUGGAUGCCCGGGGCCUGCAAGUGCUGGCAGCCUGUCUCACGCAGAAGGGGGCAGAGCAGCUGGACAAGGUCACCUCAGAGCGCUUGAAAACCACCGUUCUGGAUGUCUCCAGUACAGAGAGCGUGGCGGCAGCGACGGAGUGGGUGAAAGAACAAGUGGGGAACAAAGGUAGCUUUUUGUUCUGUUGUUUCCAUGCUCUGGAUCAGGCCAGGGAUUAUCUGUAUCAUCAUCUGCUUAUCUUUACUCCACUUUCCCACAAAAUGUGGCCAAAGUGACUCCCAAUAUAUCAAAUGAACAAGUACUAUUCAAAAAAGUUAUUAGAAACAAUUAAUCCAGGCUUCUGGUUUCCAGCCGUGAGAUAUGGCUGCCUCCCAAGAGAUCGAACCCUCAGUCUUGCCAGUAAUUCAGGGUUAAUAUGAAGGUAAUUAGCCCUGCUGACCCCCCCCCCCCGGGUAGGGGAGGCUGUGCGACCCUCAGAUCGUCCAUUAUCUGCCCUCCGCAACAAGAUGUGGGGGCAGGGGUGCAGGGUGAUGACCACGGCAAAAACUGGGAACCUUCCAGAAACAGUCUCAUGAGCUGGGGGUCCCUGUGUUCUCAAAAUUAUGAAAAUUUGGACUAAGAAACAGGCAUGUUCUGGAAAGAAGAUAAAAAAGAUCUGCUAAACGAACCAAAAUUUGGAUGUCACGGUUUUGAAAAGGACUCUAUCGUUGUGUUUUCAUUAAUGUGAGGUGCGUGGUUAUUUUUCCUUCUAUAUAUCUACAUCUAGUCUUCUAUGCCAAACUUCACCAAGAAAGAACAAACAUUAAACGGAAUACAGGCAGAUUUCCAAUUGUAAUUAGUUAUCUGGCUGUGCAGCCCUCGUUUGAAGUUCUAAUUUGACUUAGCAAAAGAUAAAGGAGUUGAGAAAAUGGUGUCCAUUAGCUGUGGUGCAGAAGGAAAAACUUCCUUCUGAGAGAGUGGGGGGAAAUUUUUUGGGACUACAAUAUGGGAAAUGUUUCACGAAAAACAGUGCAUUUGUUUGCAUGGAUUAUUAUUAUAAAAGGUGAAAGUGAAGGUGAAGCUGGCAUUUGGCAGGGCCCCCCCCCCAGGGCCCGGGGGGGAGGUGUGGACUCUGGAAAAAGCCGAUCAAUUGCCAAAUGAUUGCUGAAAGUGAAAUAUACCCUAUCAUGUUGAUUUUCUACAAAAAACUUUGGAAUAACAGCUUCUUAAACAACUUGAGAGCUCACGGCAUCAUUCAUCUUCAAAUGAAGCAGGGAAAACAGUGAGUAAAAUUUUACAAAAACUAUGCAAUCAGUUUAAUUCAACCUCUAUAAGAAGCUUCUAGGGUUGCCAACUGAUCUGAAAGACAUUUGCUUUGUGCCUUUGACAGCAGCUUAUUCUGUGACAUCAGCAGGUGAAGCUCCUUGUGGUGUGAAGAGAAACAUUGACACCUCAUAAUGUCCACUGAUCAAGCUGCUCUUUAAAGCACAUGUAGGAAAAGCCAUAAGUGAUGGUACAAACUGGUAACUUUAACUCACACUCAGGUGAUGCUGGACUCUGAAUUUUUCCUCCUAAGAGCAGCUGGGAGGAGCUGCAAUCCACACCAGGAAAAUGACUCAGAAGGAGGAGAUAUGUGUUCCCUUUCUUCAGAAAUGCUGCCUACAGUGGCUGCUGAGACUGAGACAAGAAGGGAGAUUAUUGUACUAUUGUUAAUAAAUGAUAUAAAUCAUUUAUUAAUGAUACAAACCCCUCUUUCUUAGUUAUUCCUCUCAUCACCUCUCAUAAACACCCUCUCAGUGUUCCAUACAUGCUAUAUUCCACACGUAUGAUGUCUUAUUAAUUUUAUCUUUUUCACUAGCAAAAUCCCUAUAAAAUCUCCUAACCAACCUGUGCAAAACGUAGGCCCAAACUACAGACUCCAUUCUCUGACAGCAUGCAGGGAAAUCAGGUGGCUGCUGUGCAAAUUGAUGCCCAGGGCUCCAUACUAUCCUCCACUGCAGUGCUGUGCUCAUUUGACAGAGGGAAAUGACGGAAGUUGCAAGAGUGUCUGUGCAGGGAUCCUUAGCACUAAGUGAGCAAAAGAUGUGUGGGAUAGAAGUUAAGAUGGGUGCCUUGACUUAACAGCGUCAUCCUUGGCAUAUAGUGCAUAGCACACACACACACACAGCACUCACAAGAAUGCAGAUAUAGCCACAUUUCCAAAGAAUAGUGUAUAUCCAAUUAUUAAGGCUGGUGGGAACCUGGAACAAUAAGAAUAUUUUUUUCUUCUCACACAGGGCUCUGGGGUUUGGUGAACAAUGCAGGCACUGGUGCCCCAUCAGCUCCCUGUGAGUGGCUGACCAAAGAUGGCGUUGCAAAGAUGAUUGGUGUCAACUUUCUUGGGAUGAUUGACAUGACGCUACACAUGCUGCCCCUGGUGAGAAGAGCCAGAGGGAGGGUGGUCAACAUGUCCAGUAUGGCGGGACGAUUGGCAUGCUUUGGAGUACCCUAUGCCGCAUCCAAGUACGGUGUGGAAGCCUUCUCUGACAUCCUGAGGUAAACAUGAUAGUUCUGUAUCUUCCUCUUUCUCCUUGCUUUAGUGGGAUGUCUGCUUCUCCAGCUAAGUUUCAAGCAGAGGACAGCAAUGAAUAAAGAGCAGGUGCUGGGACAUGUGGACUGCACCAGAGACUUACCAAGUAAUCAGCAGGGGUUUGCACACCUAGGUCAGCUCUUUUCCUUGAGGAAACAAUUUAAUGUACCAGCAAGAGUUGUAAGCACCAACCUCCUGGCGGCUGCCUCUGAAUAUGCCUGAUGCCGGGUCAUAGACAAUGCCCUGGUGCCUCAAGACAGAAGAAGACAGGAAGCUGCAUUUCACCACAUCUCCCUCUCUCCCUUCUUUCUUCUUCUUCUUCUUCUUCUUCUUCUUCUUCUUCUUCUUCAAGGAAAGAUGUUCUAUUCCAUGGAAGCCAAAUCAUGAUCUUUCUUAUUAUUCUGGUUCAGUAAGAAGACGUGUUUCUUGAUUUUUCCUCCUCAAUUCAGGCGAGAGAUGCAUCCUUUCGGGGUCCGAGUCAGCAUUAUUGAACCCGGUUCUUUCAAAACACCCAUUCAGUCAAAGACGGUAGAGAGCUACAAGAAUGAAUGGAGCCAAGCCCCUUCUGAGAUCAAGGAAGCCUAUGGGCAGCACUACUUUGAGCACAGUGAGUAGAAAUGGGCAGGGGGAAGAAUUCAGUUUGGUUUGCAAUGUGCGAAAGCACACAACUAUUAUAACGGCAAAGCCUGCAAUUAAAGCAUGUGCUAAUAAGUCACACUGUUGCACUGGAACACACACACAGAGAGAGAGAGAGAGAGAGAGAGACCCUGAGACCCACCAGGCUAAAUUGCUGGUUUCCAAAUCCAUAGCUAAACACGCUAUGGCUUAGGGUCCCACUCUCUUGGGGCCCCCAAAAAAAUUUAAAGGAAAAAAACCUAGAUGUACAUUUCCAAAAUAUAAGACAAAAACAAAUCAAAUAAAAUACUUCAAUAAAAUAUUUAUUUUCUUAUGUGCAAAUGGCUUUAGAUACCUGUUAGGUCCAUAAAUUACCAUAUAGCAUAUAUUCAACACAAAAAACAGUGACAAUUGUUGUUGACAAAGGACAGCUGGACAAGGGCCCCAAUAUCUUCAGUAGCCUAGGGCCUCAUCAAACCUAAAUCCGGCCCUGCCCGAGACAGAGACAAAUCCUGGGUUGCCUGCCCCUGAACCCGGCGUAUGGCGACCCUCACCUAGAUACAACUCUCAAGCCUCACUUACAGCCUGAAACACAAUGUCUAAUCCUCUGUUGAAAAAGGUUCCAUCUUAAAGCAACAGAAAAUGCUCCCAAUGCUCCUCCUUAGAUUUAGACCUCCUAGGCAGAGCAAUCCAGAAGCUAACAUAUCUCUUCAGAACCCAAAAUAUUUAGAUUAUCUCCUGCGGAGGUAUAGGGCAGCAUAGAAAUCAAAUCAAUAAAUGCAAAAUAAAUACAUACAUGUUUUUGCAUCACUAAGUUUUCUUUUCUUUCCUAUAUCCCACACACAGGUCUCAAAUUAUUAAAAUUCUGCCGCUUCACCGGCAGCAGCAACUUUCAACCGGUCACGGACUCUAUAGAACAUGCCCUGACCUCCUGCUCCCCUCGCAUCCGCUACUGUCCAGGAUGGGAUGCCAAACUCUUAUACGUUCCUCUCUCUUACUUGCCAGUCUCCAUUCUUGACUUCCUGUGGAGAUGCAUUUGGCCCAAACCAGCACAAGCCGUGUAGAAUAUUCUGAAGAAACAUGUCAGUUCUCCAAAUGAACCAAGGAAGUCUUUGCACUAUUAACGAUGUUCCGUUGUUUCUCUUUUCUGAAGUUCUAAACCAGUGGUUCUGAUACUUUUCUUCCCACGGACCACUUGAGAAUUGCUGAAGGUCUUGCUUGACCAUGGUAGGGUGCUCAGUGAUUUUUAAUUGUAGUUUAUUUCUACUUUUAUAUCUUU
Podarcis lilfordi (Lilford's wall lizard) is the source of this 4726-nucleotide messenger RNA. The record is from the annotation of a GenBank genome assembly. Lineage: Eukaryota; Metazoa; Chordata; Lepidosauria; Squamata; Lacertidae.